This is a messenger RNA of Gracilinanus agilis (Agile Gracile Mouse Opossum), 1925 nucleotides long. It is a transcript of the gene SEPTIN9, whose product is annotated as septin 9. Gene Ontology annotation, biological process: cytoskeleton-dependent cytokinesis. The transcript is spliced from 11 exons. The record is from RefSeq and is a predicted model, not a curated record. NCBI's taxonomy places the organism in Eukaryota, Metazoa, Chordata, Mammalia, Didelphimorphia, Didelphidae. Gene Ontology annotation, cellular component: microtubule cytoskeleton; septin ring; septin complex. The coding region runs from base 4 to 1755 and encodes 583 amino acids. Gene Ontology annotation, molecular function: molecular adaptor activity; GTPase activity; GTP binding.
AACAUGUCUGACCCCACGGUCAAUGCACAGCUGGAUGGGAUCAUCUCGGACUUCGAAGCCUUGAAGAGAUCCUUUGAGGUCGAGGAGGUUGAGACACCCAACUCUACACCACCACGGCGAAUCCAGACACCACUCCUCCGCACCACUGUUGCCAGCUCCACACAAAAAUUCCAGGACCUUGGUGUGAAGAACUCUGAGUCAUCUGCCCGUCAUGUGGACUCCCCGGUCCAGAAGUCCCCCAAGCCUUCCUUAAGGAGAAUUGAGCUUUCUGGACCCAAAAGUGAACCUGUGUCACGGAGGACGGAAAUCUCCAUCGAUAUCUCCUCUAAGCAGGUAGAGAACUCUAGCAGCCCAGGGCCAUCCCGGUUCAGCCUUAAAAGAGCUGAGGUUCUGGGGCAUAAGACCCCAGAGCCAUCUUCCAGAAGAACCGAGAUUACAGUAGUCAAACCCCAGGAACCAUCCCUUCGGAGGAUGGAUGCUCCAGUGUCAAAAAUCCCUGAGUUACCCCAGCGAAGACUGGAUGUGUUUGCCGUACCUCUAGCUGAGGCACCCCCAAAGCGGGUUGAGAUCCAGGUCACCAAGACAGCUGAUGCCUCACCUCCACCCAUUCAACCUGUGGAAAAUUCAGAACAUGCUCCAGCUUCUCCUCAGCAGAAAAGAUUGGAAUUCAAGUCCCAGACUAUGGUGGCUGAUAUACCACCAAAGAACCUGGAGGCCGCAGAGGCAGUUCCUAGCCAUACCAGCAUCAUGGCAGAUAACUCUAGAGAAGCUGGGUUAAAGCAAGCCAUCCCCCAGAGGAAUGAGAAGGCCACCCUUGACUUUGGUUAUGUGGGAAUCGAUGCCAUCCUGGAGCAGAUGAGGCGGAAAGCCAUGAAGCAGGGCUUUGAAUUUAACAUCAUGGUGGUUGGUCAGAGUGGCUUAGGGAAAUCCACAUUAAUCAACACUCUGUUCAAAUCCAAAGUCAGUCGGAAAUCAGUCCAACCAGUUUCAGAGGAACGGAUCCCCAAAACCAUUGAGAUCAAAUCCAUCACUCAUGAAAUUGAAGAGAAGGGUGUCCGGAUGAAGCUGACUGUGAUUGACACACCAGGUUUUGGGGAUCACAUUAACAAUGAGAACUGCUGGCAGCCCAUUAUGCAAUUCAUCAAUGAUCAGUAUGAGAAAUACCUGCAGGAGGAAAUUAAUAUCAACCGAAAGAAGAGGAUCCCAGACACCCGGGUUCACUGCUGCAUCUACUUCAUUCCUGCCACUGGCCAUUCUCUCCGGCCACUGGAUAUUGAAUUCAUGAGACGUCUGAGCAAAGUGGUCAACAUCGUCCCAGUUAUUGCAAAAGCUGACACCCUAACGCUGGAAGAAAGAGACUACUUCAAACAAAGGAUCACUGCUGACUUGCUGUCCAAUGGUAUUGAUGUAUAUCCCCAGAAAGAAUUUGAUGAGGACUCAGAAGACAGAUUAGUCAAUGAGAAAUUUAGAGAAAUGAUUCCAUUUGCUGUUGUGGGCAGUGAUCACGAAUACCAAGUGAAUGGGAAAAGAAUCCUUGGGAGGAAGACUAAAUGGGGCACCAUUGAAGUUGAAAAUACUACACACUGUGAGUUUGCUUAUCUGCGAGAUCUCCUUAUCAGGACACACAUGCAGAACAUUAAGGACAUUACCAGCAGUAUUCACUUUGAAGCCUAUCGGGUAAAGCGUCUGAAUGAAGACAGCAACAUCAUGCUUUCCAAUGGUGUGGAGGAGGAAGUGGCACCCCAGGAGAUGUAGAAACCUUACUCGGUCCCUAGGAUCCAUCCCUUCCACCUAUUCUCAUUCCCCCAGCCUACUACCCUUCCCGUCUUGUUUUAUUUUAUAUAAUUUCCUAUUUUCAUCAUCAUCCAUCCCUUUUACAUGCUGCCAUUGUCACUUGACCAGAUAACAAGAUACCAUAUAUCAUU